This is a messenger RNA of Carya illinoinensis, 1143 nucleotides long. RefSeq lists its product as uncharacterized. Lineage: Eukaryota; Viridiplantae; Streptophyta; Magnoliopsida; Fagales; Juglandaceae. The transcript has a single exon. Bases 1 to 1143 code for a protein of 380 amino acids. The record is from RefSeq and is a predicted model, not a curated record.
AUGGAGUGUGAGUUGUCAUCCUUGUGUGAGGGUCUGAAGUUGACAGAAGACGAGCAACAGGAGGUGGUGAUCAGCAAUGAAGAGGUUUUGUCUUCUGUCAAUAAGAGUAAGCAUUGUAUCAUGUUCUGCGUGAUGUCGGAUAGAGAGGUUAACAGAGGUGCAAUCAAGAGUACACUGUUACGAGUGUGGCAAGUGGAAGGUAAGGCAAUUAUAAAGGAUGUGGGGCGAAACAAGUUCUUACUUGAGUGCAAGAAUGUGACAGAUAAGAAGAGGAUUAUGAAGGGGCGUCCGUGGUCCUUUGAUAAGAAUCUUGUUUGCGUGCAAGAUUGCGAAGGUUUCAAUUUCAUAAAGGAGAUAUUGUUUAUUAAGGAACCUUUUUGGAUUCAGUGUUAUGACUUGCCUUUUGCAGGCAUGAAUCAAAUCACUGGUUCAAACAUAGGAUCAUCUGUGGGGGAUGUUCUUCAAGUGGAUACAGACAGCAGUGGGAUCUGCUGGGGUCAGUUUUUAAGGAUUAAAGUAAUGGUAGAUGUAACUAAACCUCUUGCGAGAGGACGAUUCCUUACGAUAGGUGACAAAAAGCAUUGGAUUUCUUUCAAAUAUGAAAGGCUUCCAAAUUUUUGUUAUUAUUGUGGUAGGAUUAAUCACUCAGAAGGGCGUUUUGAUAAUUUGGAUCAUGGAAAAGUCUCUAGUACAGGCUUUGAUCAGCAGUAUGGUGCUUGGCUGAGGGCAAGCACAAGGAACUCAGUAACAAUUCCAGUCAAUGUUAGUGGUCUGUCAUCUCCUAGUGGUUCAUCGGAGAAGAUCCGACGUGAAGAUUCCGGUGGGUCUCACUGUCAGUUAGCUAAUAAUGGCAAGGCUUCCACCGAGGCAGAAAUCAAGGCAAGAGAUAAGGAUCUGCAUACACUUAAGGAUGGUGAGAAAAUUUCGGAUGAUGUAUUUGGAAAGGAUGAUGGGGUAUCCAGUUUAUGGAAAGUGGAUUCACGUAGACUUGAAACAUUAGGAGCAAUCUACGCAGAAGAGGAAAAUGGGGGGGCUGUUUCAUCCUUGAAGGAAAUACUUUCCAAGUUAAAAGCUGUUGAAACUGGCCCUACAGCUUACUCCCAAAGAUACAGUUCAGGAUCCAUGUGGAGAAGUCAGCAGUAA